Messenger RNA from Magnolia sinica, 3783 nucleotides. RefSeq lists its product as uncharacterized. The transcript is spliced from 10 exons. Gene Ontology annotation, biological process: telomere maintenance. Bases 86 to 3529 code for a protein of 1147 amino acids. Gene Ontology annotation, cellular component: nucleus. NCBI's taxonomy places the organism in Eukaryota, Viridiplantae, Streptophyta, Magnoliopsida, Magnoliales, Magnoliaceae. The record is from RefSeq and is a predicted model, not a curated record.
AAUACUUCGGGGCUUCUUUACGACUGUGUGCUGGAUUUGGCGCGAAAAAUACAUCCCCCAGUUCUUGCCAUCCUCCCCUCAGAAAAUGGCAGACGCCGCUCUCCAGAUCGAAGAAAUCGAGUCUUUACUCCUUUCUUCUGACCACUCCCGCGGCGCCAGGGCAUCAUCCGCCUACUCGGCUCUUCUCCACUUCCAAGAACUCUCUGCCAACGAACCUUUGGCAAUCCAAGCCCUCGCCCAUCGCUCCUCACGUUUCCUCCUUCUCAUCUGCUCUGAUGCAUCACACCACGAUGAAGAAUUAGCUGCUCAGGCAUUGAAGUGUCUAGGCUUCAUGAUCUAUCACCCUUCUCUGGUCUCUUCCAUUCAAGAGGGUCUUGCUAAUUUGGUUAUGGAAUGCUUGGUGAAACUAAUUACAACAACAGAAAUGAAGAUUUCUUUCUUGCAGGUCAUUUGUAAUUUAGGAGUGUGGUGUAUUUCUAUUCAGCAAUUCAAAGCAUCCUUUAUAGCUACCAACUUGCAUUCUUUAUUGAGGGCUCUUAUUCAUGCCCUCGACAAUCAUCUUGGCUCUCUAUCCACAACAUUUGAGGCAAUUCAGGCUAUAAUGAAGCUCGGAGUUCAGCUUAGCGAAAUGAUGAGAGAUAUGUCAAAUGUUUGGGCUCCUCCAUUAUAUAGAAGACUUCUUAGCACUGACAAGAAAGAGAGGGAUAUGUCAGAAAGAUGCCUUUUGAAGAUAAAGUCAAGUAUAUUUCCUCCAACCCUGAAUCUUUCUAAGGCACUUGCUGUGGACCUUAAGAAAACACUACUUCCAAGGAUGAAAUACAUACUACAAGGCCAUGGGAAGAAGCUUCAUGCUAUCCAAGCAUGGGGGUGGUAUAUUCGCUUACUUGGGCUGAUUGCUGUAAAAAACAGACAUUUGGUUAAUGAGAUGUUGAAAAUCCCGGAGCAGACAUUUUCUGAUCCUGACCCACAAGUCCAGAUUGCAACACAGGUUGCCUGGGAAGGUUUGAUUGAUGCACUUACUCAACCUCAACUACUUGUUCUCGGAGCAAAUACAGCCCAUGGGCAUUGUAUUCAACAAAAUGGACCUUUCUUGUCUGCCAUGCCUGCAGGAAAUUGUGAAAAACAAGUCAAUGGCCUUUCAAAAAGAUUAAAGCUCAUAAUGGUGCCCAUUUUAGGAGUCAUCUCGAGUAAAUGUGAUAUAUCUGUCCGUUCAUCAUGCUUGAAUACAUGGCGUUAUUUGUUACAUAAGCUUCAUCUCUCAGUUAAUUAUGCUUCUGUUGUAAAGACUGUGCUGGAGCCUAUCCUUGAAGUAAUCUUCCGAUUGGGACCCAAUGAUAAGUGCAUUGGAAUAUGGAACUCCUGUGUAGAUCUGCUUCAUGAGUUUAUUUCAUCAAAAGUUCAAGACCAGGUGAGUUCAGAUAACAUGCCAACUAAAACCACUUCCCUUGGGCCCGCUAUUUAUAAUGGCUCAUGGAAGGACUAUCGCAUUAGAUGGUUGCCUUGGGAUCUUCAUAAAUUAGACUUCCAUCUAAGGAUGGUCCGCUUUCUCGUCACUCAAGGGUUGACAACAACUGCAAGCCCUGAAAUCAGAAAAUUAGCACUUGAUGCUUCUUUGAGGAUAUUCGUAGCUGUUUUGGAGGGUGUUCAAGUUGAGUUGACAACGGCAUCCAAUGGUUUCAAUGAGAUUUUUCUUUGUAUAAACACAGUUUUGGAGUUCGUAAGGUGGGCUUCUGAAGAGAUGACUUCGAAAUUCAUUACGGUUGGCACUGACGACUUGCUAUUUACUGCCCUCCAGUUCGUGGAGGCUGUCAAAGAUGAAUUAGAACCUUCAAUACUGGCAUCCCCUCUUUAUAGGGUUCUUUUAGACCUCAAGUACAUUGACGACUUGCAAUCUGCCAAUGAUAUUGAAUAUCUGAUUGUACUGGGCAUCAGCUUUCCUGCUCGCAUGGAUAUGGUUUGUCCAAUGGUUUACUUAACCACAAUAUAUCUAUAUGUGGUGGCCCAGUCUGUCCUAUUUUUGUCAAAAGCACAGAGAAUUCCAUUUGAAAUGCAGUACUCAAAAUUUAUCUUUUCCUUAAGUGACUCUUCGGAAAAUCUGCAUGCUGCCAUCUCUUUAUUGUAUAUGCAUGGGAAGAGACUCAUUCAUGAGGGAUUUUACUGGUUGAAGAUAUGGAAAGUGGUCUCGGUGGGCCUGAAAGAGCGCAUAGAUGCUGUAAGCAGUCUGAACUUUCUAAAAACUGAGUCUGAUAGCACUGGUCAUGUAAUGGUCUACUGGUUCUUGUGCUAUCCAUUUUUUAUUUGUUAUUCUUCACAGAGGCUAUCAACGCCAGCAAUGACAACUAGUGGCUUUACAGGAAUAUGUUUGGUCUUAUCACACACAGUAGUCGAGCUUGAACUUGUUAUAGAAGUGUGGAAGUUACUUUAUGAUUCUGCAAAUCGUACCUCGAAGUUAUGGUGCUCCCACAUGAAUAGUUUCAGUGAGGGUCUGUCUGAACUUUUAAUUACAAUGUUUGGCAAGAACAUCAUUUCCGGUUUGAAGGAGAACAAACUGAACUUCGAGUUCCUCUUUGUGUUUGGCGAAGUUGCUAUAAAUCUAUUGAAACAGAUAAAGUUUUCAGCUGUUGAGGAUUUACAAUCAAGAGCAAGGUCUAACCAAGAGGAUGGCAAUUACAAAGAAUGCAGCGAUAUGGAGCAUAUCUUGGAGCUUGUCGCAAGAUUUCUGGAGCUGUCUGUGACAAGUGCGAAAACAAACCUUCAGGCUGAGCUUUCUAUGGUUUCAAGGGUCUUUGCAGCUGUGGCCUGCUUUUUAGAGCAUCUUUUCGUGAAGCAAGAUGUGCUUUUGUUCAUGGAGAAAAUCUCCAACCCACUGGUUCAUUGGCUUUCCUUAUCCCAAGAAAUACUGGAAGGAGACAUCAUUUACCAACUUGGAUUCUUGUGGACCCAAACACUCGACUGUUUGAGGCGGAUCCAGCCGCCUCUCAGCUUUGAUUCCUCCUUCCUUGGCAUCCAAGCACCCCUCCUACAAACAACGCUUGAUCACCCAUACUUGCCCAUUGCAGAUGCCACCAUUUCAUUCUGGAAGUCUUCAUAUGGUGCACAGAUUACGUUAUUAUACCCACAGUGCUUGCUUCCAGUCCUAGACAAGCUAUCAAGGGAAGGAAGGAUAAGAUUCCACCGGGCAAACUCACCAUCUUCUUUGGAUGAUAGUGGACAUAACGUUAAUUCUGCAGUUGGAAGAGCCCUUGAUGUGCUGCAUAGAUCACAGAAAAGGAACUUAAAGAGAGUAGAAUUCAUGCAAGAUAGCUAUAAUCAUAUUGAGUGUGUUGAUGUUGCAUCUCUUGGUAAUAAGAAUCAGAAGAGAUUGAAAUCGACAUCAAUGGAGGUGAGAGCGGCACCCCAGGAAAGGGGGAGGGAUUGUGAUGGGACAUACAAGAAUGUGGAUUUUGUUCGACAAAGGACAGAUUUGCAAGAAAACCAUGAGCUUAGAAACUCAAAAUUAAUCAUAGAUAUGUUGAGAAGAGUAAGAUGACUGUUUUCAGUUUGUGAUAGCUUAUCUUUUCAAGUAUUUUAGAUUUGGUUUGACUUCAUUGUUUUUUGGACUUCAUUGUUGAUACUAAUGUUUGGCCUGGCCCAUUGAAUUUGGACCACCAACUGUUCACUUUCAAACCAUCCAUUUUCUGGUCAGCAAUUGGAUGGUUAGGAUUGUCUCAAUUGGCAUUCAUUCAUUCUACCUGUACAGUGGAUAAGCUGCUGCACCUGUGAGGUGUAUUUGAUGGAUUUCAA